Lynx canadensis (Canada lynx) is the source of this 1955-nucleotide messenger RNA. RefSeq names its product chromosome D4 C9orf116 homolog (gene PIERCE1). Gene Ontology annotation, biological process: axoneme assembly. Bases 246 to 671 code for a protein of 141 amino acids. Lineage: Eukaryota; Metazoa; Chordata; Mammalia; Carnivora; Felidae. The transcript is spliced from 3 exons. The record is from RefSeq and is a predicted model, not a curated record. Gene Ontology annotation, cellular component: axonemal microtubule.
GCCCGACGUCCGGGGCCGGGGACACCCAGGCACGCGGUAAAGCGGCGUGCGGAGCUGGAAGCAGGCCUUCUGCGGGUGAAGGCCAAGACCUGGGGUCCCCCGGCCAGUAGGGGAGCGGCUGGGAAGGCCGCGGGCGCGGCGCCUUUAAGGCCCGACCGCCCAGUCAGGUGACCGGGCCGUCGCCUGGCAACGGGAAGCCGCGCGGACCCCCGAGCUCUCCCACCGACGCCGCGGAGGUCAGGCUCAUGUCCGACGCGAACCCCCGAGAGUGCGCGGAGGCCGCGGAGCCCCCGGCCCCGGAGGCCCCGGCCCCCGCGCCCCCGCAGAGAACCAGCGACUACUACCGCAUAGACGGGGAUCUGCCGGUCAGGUUCAACAACCCGGAGUGGUUUCGGGGCUACGGGACCAAGGAGCCUGUCUCCGUGUACAGGACCAGUAACCAAGCUUACGGGAGCAGGGCCCCCACCGUGCACGAGAUGCCGAAAGUAUUUUACCCAAAUUCGGGCAAGUUUUCCAGACAACUUGCGGCCGGUGGGAUGUUCCGGAACAAUACUUUCAACGUCUGCGUGGAGAAGAGCGUUGUGACGGGUCCCGACAACUACAUCACCUCCUACGACCGCUUCAACUUCCACCCCAGCUACAACGUCAACAGGCCCUCCAUCUGCGAUUGAGAGGUCAGGGGUCCCCUGACACCAGCAGCAAUGACCUGACACAUUGUCCCCCGUCUCCCGUAAUUUGCCCAAUCGUGAAGGUGCAGACUUCACUGCUUUCCCUGAAAAUGUUUGCUCUUUACGUUAGGAAAACAUGCGGACGGGGCAGUAACGUCCUACGUGCUCGUUUUACUUCUGAGCUGGGAAGGAUGUUAGUGGCUUGACUUUCCAUUAAAAAAGUCGCAGCAUCCUGAAUUCUGGACUCACCUGUAAUCAGGGAACAGGACCGUGGGCUUCCUGGGACCCAAGUUUUGGCCUGACACGAGGAAGGCCUGGGUAACCCCCACCCCCCUCCCCUGCCCCCCGUGUCUUUCUCGGCAGCCGUUUCACACUCCAGACAGAUCCCGGAGUGGGUUUCCUGUUCUAAAGCGCCUUGGUGGAAAUCAGGAGGGUGGGAUGCCCUGCCUGGAGGGAGGACAGGGGCCGUGCGGGGAAGAAGGGCAGGAACACAGCCCCCUGUCCCUGACGCAUGCUGGCCGGCGUGGAGUCCCCGGGGACAUCCUGCGGCUACCGAGAGGGGCAGGGCCGGGAGGCCAGAUCAGUGGAACGGGCCUGGCCAGCGCCUCUCGCGGUUGGAGGGGGUGAUGUGUCCGUGGGACUUCUCCCUUUGUGUUCACUUCCAAUGUUCAGUAAAACGUUAAGAAAAAACCCAGCAGGCAGGGAAUAACGCAUUUUCUGGGUGGGGCAGCAAUGACAGUGCGUGCACGUUGAUUUCUCUGCAGUCCUCGAUCGAUUGAGGUUUGCUAGGAUUCAUGAGGCCUUCAGUGAGGAGAGUUAUCUGUGCCAGUCGAUAUGUUUCAGACACAGACCUCCCCCUUCCUGUAUGAGAGCAGGACGCGUUCAUCAUGGGAAAUCCGGAAGGCACUUGCUCUAGACAGAGGCCACGGUUACGUUCCACGGAUGCUAUCUCCUUUACGAAAAUCGUGGUCCCGUCAGAGUGGGAAGGAAUGAAACGCCAUGACUGGUUGUUUCUUCAUUAAAACCUUUUUAUUAUUAACACACAGAAGUAGACAUUUUGGCCACAGGCUUAAUGUCCCAUUUGGAACGGAAAUGGUUUCCAGAGAAAGUCGAUAUUCUUAAUAAAAAGAUGCAUGGUCUGUGCGUUAUCUUUCUGAGCCGCAAAACCAGUGGGCUCUCCAGGCAUCAGGCCAAAAAUUACUUUCCACGACCCUUCACUAAAAAAUACCCAAAUCCUGGGGACGCUUCUGUGCUGAGCCUCUGUUGAAAUAAACACCAGACAAAGAA